AUGUUGGUGCAUUUAACGGAAGAACGUUAUAACAUGAUUUUUAUAGAGCUUCAUAAGGCCUCCUCGGUGCCUGCGCCAAAACUUGAAUCACAUGAGGAAGAGGAAGCUCAGCCAGAGCCGACCGGCGACGUAAAAGGGCGGCAAAGGCGUGGAGCAGUUUCGGCUGAGGUUUAUUCAGAGGAAGAUAUCGCGAACUACGUUAAAAAGAUUGUUCCCAAAGAUGACGACACAAAAAAGGCUUUGGAAAGGUCAAUGUGCCACAACGUCUUGUUUGCUCAUCUUGACGAAAACGAAAAGAAGUACAAUUACAAUUUUUUGCGGUAG
Soboliphyme baturini is the source of this 324-nucleotide messenger RNA. NCBI's taxonomy places the organism in Eukaryota, Metazoa, Nematoda, Enoplea, Dioctophymatida, Soboliphymatidae. The record is from the annotation of a GenBank genome assembly.